Mycena indigotica is the source of this 2079-nucleotide messenger RNA. Its product is annotated as SWIM-type domain-containing protein. NCBI's taxonomy places the organism in Eukaryota, Fungi, Basidiomycota, Agaricomycetes, Agaricales, Mycenaceae. The record is from RefSeq and is a predicted model, not a curated record. Gene Ontology annotation, molecular function: zinc ion binding. The transcript has 4 exons. Bases 1 to 2079 code for a protein of 692 amino acids.
AUGCCAGCUGACGCCAUCGAGUUCAUUCACAACACCCAGGAUGGUGUAUCACCAUCUGAUCUCGCCGACACGGUGACUGAACUCUUCAAAAAUGUGUCGCGCGCGCAAGCGCUGAACAUCUGGCGCGAGAAGAUGGAGAAGUACUACAAGAGAGACGAGAAUCAACUCAAAUCGGCGGCCAUAUUACUGCGAGAAUUCGGCGACGACGUCGAUAUUUUUGAGCCAGUAGGAGUUCCAGCGGAUGUCGAGGUUCUGGCGUGGGGAAUGAAGAAGAUUGCCGGGCCUCUGCGCGCGGAAUCGUUGAGGAGACGGCGAUGGAUGCAACAUGUAUAUAACACAAAUUCUCGAAAUCUCGAGUUGUAUGCCAUUAUGGGCGAGCUGGACAAUGCCGGCUUUCCGUUGGCUUACUGUCUGAUGUCAACGGCGACGUCAAUCAGUCCAGACAAGCGCAAGAAAACGCUCACCGCCUUCCUGUCAUGCGCAAAGGCCCGUUAUGGCCUCCAACCGAAAUUUGCUCACCCACAUGCCAAGAUCUCCAUCUGCUGGUGGCAUGUCGACGAUGCGGUCGGAAAGCGCCUGAAAUCAUCAAAGCUCUCGACGACACGGUAUAAGCCCGCCAAAGCGCGUGAAGAGUUUAGCUUCAUCGCCCUUGAUUUCAUUCCCACUAGCAAGGCUGACAAGGAUGAGUAUGAAGGCGGGAAACCAGACGAUUUGUCUGACGAUGAAGACGACACACCGCCUGACCUAACACACAACCCAUCCCGACUCACCUUCAAGUUGCCAGCACCCCAGCCCUCUCUGCCGCGGCGUACAGAUGCCCAUGGCAUUCCCAUAAUCCGCCUCCCUCCGGGUCCCUUUGUCGAGAUAUAUGGCCAGAGCGACUCAGAUAGCGAUGACGACUUUGAAGACUCAGAAGACGAAGUUGCCGAUGAGCUUGAGGUGGUCGGCCAGAAGCGGAAGAGAACGUCAAAGCGUCCGUUCUGCCCAAUAGAGCUCCAGUCCCGAGUCCUUCAGAUGAUGAAGGAACAUUCACAUGUCCACGCGCUAAUCCCUGGCUACUGCCAUCCCAGCGCCGACGGCAUACGCUACUGGGCUGUGAAGCAGAUGUACGAUCUUUGUGUCGCCAAUGACUUGCGAGAGGUCUGGGCUUACCUCUGGGGGAACUGGUACAGGAAAGGGCGAUGGGAGCUAUGGGUCCGUUCCGCGCAUCCCACCAUUCCACGACUCCGAACGACUAUGAUCUGCGAGAGCCACUGGCGCAAACUUAAGCAAGAUUAUCUUCAUGAAUAUCAUUCUCCCCGACUGGAUUUACUAGUAUGGAUCAUCUUGACGAAGCUUUGCAAGACAUACACCACAAAACUCACCAAAUUCCUCACCCCUAGCUGCCGGACACGCAUGUCCGAGCUUCCGUCAUGGCGCGACACCUUCCGCAAGACAUGGCGAAGCCUCGAGAAACGCGACAUCUCUGACCGAGUCCAUGACACCUACCGGCCCGACGUCAAUCGCUGGGUGUGCUCGUGCCCAGCAUUUCUCGUCAGCCGGUUCCUUCUCUGCAAACACCUUGUCCAACGCGUUCAAGUGGUCCCAGCCACAUUUUUCCGCGAGGUGAAGCGGCGCCAUACGGUACCAUUCUGGCAACACCCGGCCUUGAUUUCAUUGCACGACGGCAACGAUGGGCCUGCUCUCCAGGCUCUCGGCGCCGAUCUUCCGCAAGAUCUUGACGUUCCAGAAGACGAGGACGAGGAUGAUGAUCAAGAGCCGGCGGUCUACAUCGAGACAGCGGCCGAUAGGGAGUUUGACGCGUCAGCGGCAACAUUCGAGGCCGAGUUUGACAGAGAAAUUCAGCGGGUGGAAGAGUUCUUGGCAGGCCUGAAGUACCAGAAGCAGUUCCGGGACCGCCGUAUGCUAGAUGCGCUGCAGAAGAAGGGCAGUGGCUUCUUCCGAUUGGCGCAGGCUUGUCUUGUCAAAGAGAGAAAAGCCCAGAGCACAUCUGGACAAGCAGCGCAGACAUGGGACCCUCAGCUAGCAGAUGCGAUGUAUUAUCGGCCCCGACCACGCGUCGCAGAGCGUGAAACAUAG